UUAAAAAAACGUAGCUAAAAGGCUGUCAGAAGCUAAUAUGACAUGUCUUAUGCACUUACUAACAAAAGAGAAGUGGCGCCUCGCAAAGUAGUCUUGUUAAGUACACACUGGUAAUUUUAUGUUGACCGGUAAUGAUUUUUUCCCCGAGAAUUAUGUAGUUAGAAUAUAAUGAAAUAUCCUGUUAAAAACCUUUCCUUAUGUAAACUGUCAGGUGCAUAAUAUAACAAUCUUGAUGAUGAAUUUGAUAGCUUUUUCGACGCCGUUAGAGUUAUUCUGUGCAAUCACACCAUUCUGUUUGAAUAAAACCGUGCACGGAGGACCAUCAAAACCAUAAGCAUCAAUACAGUUGUUGAUGCAACACCAACGUCGUAUCGAUGAAGCUUGCAAAGGUUUUACUAUUGAUACUGUUAAAAGGAAUUUUCGUUUUUACAAGCGACAAAUUUACAGCUGCUUACUCGAGCUCAACCUAUUUCCUGACUUUGGAAGAUAAAUACCUCACGGGUUUUGUUGUGGAACAGUUCGAGUCUCCGAGCUUGCUUUCAUGUUCACAUUCUUGUUUGAGAACUUCUUGGUGUUCUUCUACUAACUUUAAGGAGUAUUCGAUGACGGAAACAGGCAAAUGCGAGUUGAACAGCCACGAGGUUCUCGAUGUCGGCAAGGGUUCCCAUUUCCAAGAUCGCCAAGGCUCAAGAUUCUCACUUCUUCGUAAGGAUUGUGCGCUGACUGGCUGCCUUAAUGGUGGGUCAUGCCUGUUUGAUGAAAAGAUACAAAGAUUUACAUGCUCCUGUAAACUACCGUGGACCGGAGACAAUUGUGGAGUUAACGUAACAGUUUACCGAAGGUGUGAUGAGUUAUUCAAGGCUGGGCAUGAGGAGAGCGGAGUUAACUUAAUCAGACUCAACCAGUCCGAGUUUUUGAGGGUGUACUGCGACCAACAAUCAAGCAAGGGAGCAGGAUGGACCAUGGUAUUCAAGGUAGUGUCUGGUGUGGUGUCGGACAUUUACAGAUUGUGGUCAUCAGCGAACUCCUUUAACGAAUACAAAACAGAGGCACUAAAUGUCAACGCGUCUCUUAAGGGGCAUUACAAGAACCGCCUGGUAAAUAACUGGAAUGCUGUGAAUCCUAAGGAGGUGCGUGUUUCAUUGUACAAAGAUGGAUCUGAAAUUUUAUCCAUGGUGUUUGACGCCAGUAAUUCCGAUAGCGAAAACUGGUUUUCUAAGGAUCGGAUUACUUAUGUUCCCUGGACUGACCUAAGAACUGAAAAAACAAACGUUUUCGAUGUGAAUGUGUGUUGUGGAAGAGCGUUUUCUAUCUUCAGGAAUUAUGGAGGAUGCAGUAAAGAUGCUGGAUGGCUCGUAAUAACUGGUAUGGAUUGUGAUUGGGAGAACCGCUUUCCAAAAACUACUGUCAUGUAUAGUAAACUUCGAACUCACGUUGACCUCAAUGACUUUGGUAAGAAAAAUAGGCAUAACAUUGUUAUUUUCUCAGUUUAA
Messenger RNA from Pocillopora damicornis (cauliflower coral), 1493 nucleotides. RefSeq lists its product as uncharacterized. NCBI's taxonomy places the organism in Eukaryota, Metazoa, Cnidaria, Anthozoa, Scleractinia, Pocilloporidae. The record is from RefSeq and is a predicted model, not a curated record.